This is a messenger RNA of Lolium perenne, 1155 nucleotides long. RefSeq names its product V-type proton ATPase subunit E. Gene Ontology annotation, biological process: proton transmembrane transport. The record is from RefSeq and is a predicted model, not a curated record. NCBI's taxonomy places the organism in Eukaryota, Viridiplantae, Streptophyta, Magnoliopsida, Poales, Poaceae. Gene Ontology annotation, cellular component: proton-transporting two-sector ATPase complex, catalytic domain. Gene Ontology annotation, molecular function: proton-transporting ATPase activity, rotational mechanism.
CCUUUGGCUCUCGUCCAUCCAAAGGAUCGGAAAACAACAACACACAGCCCUUACCAUACCGGGGACGUACAGAUUUUGUCUGAUCUAAGAUAGAAGCAGAUCGAGAGAAAGAAAACCAAGUACGAGCAUCAUCAUCCACGACUCCAAGUGAUCAAUAGAUCAUCAUCCAAGAUGAACGAUGCCGACGUCGGGAAGCAGAUCCAGCAGAUGGUCCGGUUCAUCCAGCAGGAGGCCGAGGAGAAAGCCAGCGAGAUCUCGGUUGCCGCAGAGGAGGAGUUCAACAUAGAGAAGCUGCAGCUGGUGGAGUCGGAGAAGAGGAAGAUCAGGCAGGACUACGAGCGCAAGCAGAAGCAGGUGGACGUCCGCAGGAAGAUUGAGUACUCGAUGGAGCUGAACGCGGCGCGCAUCAAGGUGCUGCAGGCGCAGGAGGACAUCGUGAGCGAGAUGAGGGAGAACACGUGCAAGACGCUCCUUCGCGUCACCAAGGACACCAACGUCUACAGGAAGAUCCUCAAGGGCCUCAUCGUGCAGAGCCUGCUCCGGCUGAAGGAGCCGUCGGUGGUGCUGCGGUGCAGGGAGGCAGACCGCGUCCACGUGGAGCCGGUGCUGGAGGCGGCCAAGAAGGAGUACGCCGAGAAGAACAAGGUGAACCUCCCCAAGAUCAUCAUCGAUGGCAGGGUCUACCUCCCGCCGCAGAGGAUCAACGACGCCGGGCAUGGACCCUCCUGCUGGGGAGGCGUCGUGCUCGCGUCGCAGGACGGCAAGAUCGUCUGCGACAACACGCUGGACGCCAGGGUGGACGUCUCCUUCAGGCAAAAGCUUCCUGAGAUCAGGAAGAAGCUAUACGGUCACUAGGUGUCGCAAUAACUUUCCUUUGGACUACAAUCGAUUACAGUAGUACUUUUUAAUAAAUCUGGAGCUCUUCAUGACGCUUCUUCUUGUAUUCCAAGUUUCUUUAUGUGUACCAAUACCAUUGUUUACGAUACCUGCAGCGACAUGUAUGUUGUCGCAUUUGUAACUGACUAAAUUACUUGCGGACGCUGUGUUACACAGUGUAGCAUACCCCUGUCAGAUCUAUGUCGAUCUGCAUGUGUGUAUCUACUGUAUUGUACUUUGCUAAUGUAGUAGCAAUAAAACCGCGCGCGUACCAGCAAA